Molecule: messenger RNA, 5817 nt
Organism: Entamoeba invadens IP1
Lineage: Eukaryota; Evosea; Mastigamoebida; Endamoebidae
Product: leucine rich repeat containing protein
Exons: 2
Biological process (GO): protein phosphorylation; signal transduction
Cellular component (GO): cytoplasm
Molecular function (GO): ATP binding; protein binding; protein kinase activity
Source: RefSeq, a predicted model, not a curated record
GCUUAUAACUCAGUUGCAGGUGCUAUAACAACACUUUCUAAUUAUUCAACAGAUGAUAUGCAAAAGGCCUUUGUUAUUAAGAAACAGUUCGACAAAGGACUUUCCCCAAAUUUAUUCGAGAAGGCAAACCCAUUCAUUGUUUCAUUAGUUUUAAAGAUAUAUUUUACUUCCCUCCCUCAACCAUUUUUUCAAAAAGGCGUUGUCGAAGACAUCAUGCGGAUGUUAAAAGGGCAACGGUUGAUUUCAUAUGGCUCUUCUCCAACUUUGACAUCGCCAAGAAUUUUUGCACAGAACAAAAAUGACUUUCUUAGUGUGACUAAUUUGGACAAAGACUCGGACAAAUCAGAGAAAGUUACUGAUGAAAGUGUCAUUAAAAAUGUCAAAGCUUUACUCAAGGAGUAUCUGAGUAGCACCGACACUCAACUUGUUUUUAAUGAAGUGAUCGAGACAAUUAAACAUAUGGAAGGGUGUUUAGACAAACAACAAAUGACCAGUUGCUGUACCUUUUUUCUCGACUGCUUUUUCCCAUCGUUUGAGUUUCCAGAACUCUUUGUCGAACUCUUCCCGAAGUUUUCAGUGUUACCAAAGAAAAUUGACAUUAUUUCGAUGGACUCUGAAGAGUCGUACGAUGGCGAGACAGUGAAGUGUGUGUAUCCAAAUGUGUGGUGUCCAUUGUCUGUGUUAACUGAACCGUUCACUGGAGAGGAAGUCCAAGUGCCAGGGAAACUAGCAGUCACGUCGUAUCGUCUAGUUUUUAUCCCAUCAGUCACUCUUGAUGCGUCAAGAAAGGCAAUUCUCUUUUUGGUUGGACAAACGCCACUCAACAACAUCGCUUGGAAGAAAGUAAGUGAACACCACGACAAACAAAUGCUGCGGAUAGUUACAUCGACAUAUACUGUCAUGACCUUUUUUGCAACAACUAAAAUGCUUAAAAAUGUCGAUUUUGCAAUUGAUGACGCGUUGAAUGAACAUAUGUCGAUUUACAUCAAUCCACUGGGCGGGAAAUUAAGUGAAAGCGAAGUUUCAGAACGCGAAAAUUUGGCUGCGACGUGGAAGGAACGAAGCGACCGAAAUAAAUGGACUUACCAACUUAACCUAAAUACUGACAUCCUCCCACUCAACUGUCCACUCUUCCCAACAACAAUAAAAUGUCAACAACGAGGAAGAGAAAUAUUUGUUAGUUGCAUGUUGUCACGAAUGGACGCGUGUGUCCUUCGAUUGACCACUCCCGCACUAAAAAAGGUAUUGACGGAAUUAAAAGUCGAUGUCGAAGAAAUCGAAAAUGUCCAAAUCAAAGAGGUGUAUUUCCACAUGAAAGGAUCAGAAGAAUUUGAAAAGGUUUUUGAAAAUAUUUUGACCAACGUCAUCUAUGGAAAAAAUUCGAAAGAGUUUGGCAACUAUAACGAGUUGGUGGGGAAGGCAAACACAUUGUUGAACAAUUGUUUUAAUCAAGUCAAUGAGAUCAUGACGUGUUUGAAUGCGGGGACAAACUGUUUACUUCUACCACAAGGCAUUAAAGAAACGGAUGUUGCUAUAUUCACAAGUUUGAUUCAAAUAAUCAUGGACUCUUAUCAUCGAACAAUUAAUGGCUUUCUUCAACUUUUGCGAUGCGAAUUUUGUUCAUUACGGUACGAUUUCGAUGCGCAGAAACAUUCAUUUACGUUCUUUAUUGUUGCACUCAUUCUCAUUUACAAGAGAAAUCCGUCGUUUUUUGAAUUCAACCAAUUGUUCCUCGAGUACAUUCAUCACCACUCUACGUCAAAACUCUUUGUCGAAUUCUCACAAAACGCAAAGUCGUCAAUAAAAAAUGCGAUAUUUGACAGACUCAAUUACUUCAAAAACCCUUUUUAUAAAAAGACGGAAGAAGUGAUCACUAUCAACAACACAACUAUCCAUUACUGCAACGAAAUAUUCUUUAAAUCACACACUAUUUCCCCAAUGACUACAGCAAAACUCCUUCAACCAUGUUCAAAUGGGAUCAUGGACGCAUCACAACAAAACAUUCACUUCUUCCCACUGCUGCCAAAUUUUCCAACAGGAAAUAACACCACUCGGCUUGUACUUUCUAAGAACAACAUCACCGAUUUCCCAACCGAAUUUUCACAAUUUUUAGGACUCAAAGAACUCGACUUGUCCGAUAACAAACUUUCUUUUUUAAGUGAUAUUUUGUCAAACAUGAGAGUGUUGACUCUACUGAACAUUUCUGGAAAUAACUUAUUGAACAUCGAUAAAAGUGUUUCGACUUUACCACUCAUCGAACUCGACUUGAGUUCGAAUGAUAUUCAACACCCAAAAGCAGACUAUUUCCCUACAACACUGAAAAGACUUUUUCUGAGGCAAAAUACAGUUGUCCCCGAUUUGACACAUUUGCAGAUAACACUACUCGAUUUAUCACUCACACUUGGCCUUGACAAAACGGACUUUAUUCAAAACCUCCCCGUCACACUCAGUGAAUUGAGACUUUCGGGAUGUGCUUUAGAACACUUGCCAUGCUCGUGUUCGAAAUUGACUGAGUUGAAGAAGAUCAACUUGUCGAAGAACAAACUUUAUAAUUUGCCUCCUUCAUUCUUCUUACUCACAAAGAUCACUGAAAUUAAUCUAAAGGAAAACCCACUUCGACAGAUUUCAGUGAUGAUGAUAAAACUCAAUAAUUUGGAGAAAAUGGAACUGGACGAAAACGUCACUCUUCCGACACAGUUGAAGUCGUUGUUCCCUGAACGAAGUUUAAAAGAAAAACUUGCAAAGAAAAAUGGGGAGGAUUACGUCCAUUUCUAUAUCACUGGAGAUGACAAUCAGUGCGACCUCGUCGGACAACUGAUAAAGAAAAACAAAGAAAAGGAAAAGGAGAAAAGAGUAGAAAAUGGCACAACAAUAAUGCUCGAAAAGUUCCUUUCGAUAUCCGUUGUGUCGAUUUUUGAUGUUCAAAUGGGGGUAUUUGUGAUGAUGGCAAAUUCAGUUUUUAUUGUUUGCGAGGACAACAAAAACAAGACCAACCCAUUUGAGAGAAUGUUGCGAUUCUUUACAUAUGUGGGUGUGCGACAACCAAUCAUUUGUGUGUUUUAUAAAACAGAGGAAGACUUGUAUACAAAUGAGUACGACACAGUUGCAAGAAAUCUGAAGGCAAAGUACCUCGACUUACAGAUCGACUUUUUCCAAUUUGAUAACUUGAAGCCAGAGAAGAGUGUCAAGGAAUUAACAAAAUUGAUGAAAGAGACGGCAAAUGAAACGAAGGUUGCUGUGUCACAAACAUGCAACAAACUUAUAGACGAAAUGCAAUAUAUUGAUAUGUAUCCCGGUAUCACAGAAGUCUCUUGGAUCAAAGAUUUGAUGACAACAAUGUCGAUCAAAGAAGAACAACACCAAAAGUUCAUUGAAAUUCUUCAAAAGCUAAAUAAAAUAUACCUUUUCCCAACAGAUUCGUCUUGUGUGAUAUUCAACUACUCACUGAUGCACCAACACAACAUGCUCGAGAAAUGCAUUUUCUGUCUUGUCGACACUGAAAUGGUCAAAACGGCAUUUGAGUUGUUACUCCAACACAACUGUCGUACUGGGUUGGAAUUAACAAACAUGUCUGAGCUUCUUGGCAAAGAAGCUACACAACAACAAGAACACUUCUUUUGGGACGUCCUCGAAUUUUUUCAUAUUGUCUUUGUUUUCCGAAGUGAAUUCUUUGAACGGUUGAAUUUGCGGGAUGCGUAUUUGAGUCUUAUGAGAAGGAUUUUACUUGAGAAGGACAAAGUAGGAAUGUUGUCGCCAUCCAAAUCGCAAACGAUGCUCAAAUUGUCGAGCAUUGAAAUUCCUAUCAAGACAAGUUUUGCUAUUAACUCUGCAAGUCCAAUGAAUGUCAACCACCCAAAGAAAGUGGUUUCUGGAAGUGGGAAAAAGCGGCUGAUGAAGCAGAUCGUCGUAACAAAUGACCAGAAAAAUGAACUUGAAAAGUUUGAGGUUUUGCGAUCUCAAAACAAGAAGUCUGCGAUGGGAUUUUUGAUAUUCAAUUAUUACGGGUUGUCAGAGAAAGAGCCUGAGAACUGUUGGAAAGUUGAUGAGAAAAAGGAAGUUGAGAUAGGGAGGGUGUACUCCUUCAACUUUUUGCCACUCCAAUUUAUGAUGAUGUUUCUUUCAAUCUUUGCAGUUAAGCAUAAACUCAUUAAUUCGUGGCGAGGGGGGUUCUUAGGGGAAAUUGUGAUUCAAGGCUCGACAUAUCAAGCAAAGGUUUCUUUUGAUUUUGAGCGAAUGAAGGUUUCGAUACGUCUCAAAAUCAUAGUUGAGAGUGAAAAGUCGUUUUUAAUGACAACGAAUGUGUGGGACGAUUUCAAGUGGAUUGUGGAAAGUGCUCAAAAACAAUUUUCGCUGAUGAACUCUUCGAUGCUAAUAGUUUGCCCGCACUGCCUCCAACGUGAUAGCAAUGAAGAGUGGUAUACAUUGACGGAAACUCAAAUUAAUGAGAUGAUUGAAGUUGGUACCUAUUCAAUAGUGGUGGAAGAACAUGCCGUCCAUUUUGUACUGUCAUGCUGGGACUUUUUUGUGAAGCGUCUUGAGAACAAUGGGAAUCAGUACGAAAGCGAGGACUUUGAACUCACCGAGGUGAUUGCACACGGCUCGUCCUCGACAAUUAAAAAAUGCAAAGUUGCACACCAAGAAGAUAAAACGCAACUGUACACAACUCCACGUGUCCGAGUUUUCGCGACAUCACCACGAUCUGAAUUCAAAAAGAAAAAGAAAGCAACCAAAAGUUUAGUUGAUUUAAAUGCGGCUAAAAAGAAUGAAAAGAGUGUCAGAGAAAAGACCAAAAAGUUUGAAAAACUGAUAGAAGAGAAAUUGGACGGGAAAUAUGAGAAGGGAGGCAUCAAAAAAGACUCAUCGAAUGUCUCCAAUUUAAAAACGGAAAAGUCGUCAAAAGAAAUUUAUUCCAAUUCUGUUGCGGGUGGUACGGACUAUGAGAAAAGUCAUAUGGAUACACUUUGUGACAUUGAGAAAUAUGGUAAAAUCGAGAAGAACAUGCCUUGUAUCUUUGAACGGACGAAACAAAGUGACAUCCGAACUGACGUAGAGAUAGAUUACGUGGUAGUGAAAGAAACGGUUUUUGAUAUCAAAGGGAUGCUUAUGAAUGGAGACGACUACAAAAAGUAUUACAUUAACACCGUCGAGGAAUUUAUAAGGGAAUGCGAGUUCAUGAAAUUUCCCGACUCGAAUUACGUUGCGAAGAUCUAUGGCUUCAUUCUCUCUCCUCUAUGCGUUGUGAUGGAGUACUUCAAUGGCGGGUCACUUUUCAAUUACAUAGCAAAACACCAGACAUUAUCAUGGGGGGUCCGUCUUCAAAUCAGUAUGAGUAUUGCUCGUGGAAUGGAACUGUUUACUACUCGAAAACAACCACUUGUCCACCGCGACCUGAAAAGUCCUAAUAUUGUUCUUAAAGUCGAUGAAGACCAGGAAAUUACACAAGUUGCGAUCACUGACUUUGGUCAGAGCAUGCCUACAUAUGGUACUGAUUAUAAGAACUGCGUGGCAGUAGAAUGCCCAUUUUGGCUUGCGCCAGAGGUCGUCAACACUAGUGUUUUUGAAGUCGAAAGCGACGUGUACUCGUUUGGGAUGAUACUUUGGGAACUCUCCACGUUGAGUUCGCCGUUUCCACAGUUUAAGUUCAUGGAAGAGAUCCGACUGUUCAUUAAGUGUGGCAACUUGUUGCAAAUUCCAAAGUCUAAAAUACCGGAGUUCGACAAACUCAUUGAGGACUGUUGGAAAUUACCAAAGCAACGCCCAACAUUCACCACUAUUGUUCAAAGACUUUCAGAUCUUAUCAAAAAGGUGGAAGUGUAA